UCCGGGAUUGAAGCAUACCUUGAAAUGUCGGCCCUGUAAAUUCCCCGCCGUCGAAAAGAAAGAAAUACACUCCACUCAUCUCCGUUGCCACUUCCGGCGUGUCUCGGUUCUCUCUUAUCCGGACGGAGCUUUUCAGGGAUGGAUAUAGUUGAGUCCAUUCAAAGUCUUGUUGUGCAAAACCCGCCAGGGGAAGACUUCUCAUCUGCUGAUUUGAAUUGGACCAAGUUUGGAAGUGCAGAGCACCAAGAUGAGGUUGCCCUUAUUCCUUAUGACCGUGUUGAUGCUUUCAUUAUCGGAGAAUGUUCUAAUGUGGAAUGCCCAACAAGAUUCCACAUUGAGAGGGGGAGGAAACGAGUUGAAGGGAGUUUAAAAGAAUAUAGGCCUGAUGAAUACUUGGAGUACAGGAUGUAUUGGUGUUCAUUUGGCCCUGAAAACUAUGGAGAAGGAGGAGGUAUAUUACCAAGCCGAAGGUAUCGACUCAACACUCGAAACCGUGCUGCUAGACCCCAAUCUAUGAGGGGAUGUACAUGCCAUUUUGUGGUGAAGCGUUUGUAUGCCUGCCCGUCCCUUGCACUCCUAAUAUUUAACAAUAGGCGUCAUGUCAACAAGUCUGGCUUUGUGUGCCAUGGACCACUUGAUAGAGAUGCUAUUGGACCUGGUGCUAAAAAGAUCCCAUAUAUUUGCAAUGAGAUUCAACAGCAAACUAUGUCUAUGAUCUAUCUUGGCAUUCCUGAGGAAAAUGUUUUAGAGAAGCACAUUGAAGGCAUUCAACGUUAUUGUAAUUCUGAUGCAAAAGUUAAUAGCCUUGCCUCACAGUAUGUCCAAAAGCUUGGCAUGAUUAUUAAACGUUCCACUCAUGAAUUGGAUCUUGAUGAUCAAGCUAGCAUUCGGAUGUGGGUUGAACGAAACAAAAAAUCUGUUUUCAUUUAUCAGGAUCCAUCAGAAAAGGACCCAUUCAUCUUAGGAAUUCAAACUGAGUGGCAGUUGCAACAAAUGAUUCGCUUUGGUCAUCGUAGUAUUAUAGCAGCUGAUUCUACAUUUGGAAUAAAGAAACUCAAGUAUCCCUUGUGCACAGUUCUUGUUUUUGACUCAAGGCAACAUGCACUUCCUGUUGCAUGGAUCAUCACCCAAAGUAUUGCGAAGUUAGAUGUAAGCAAAUGGAUGAAAGCUUUGUUUAGUCGUGUACACACAACUGAUCCAGCAUGGAAAGCCAAUGGGUUUUUGAUUGAUGAUGCCGCAAUAGAGACUGAUCCAAUAAGGGAGGCAUUUUCUUGUCCUUUAAUAUUUUCCCUUUGGCGUAUUCGUAGAUCUUGGUUGAGAAAUAUUUGUAAGAAAUGUGGUACUAUUGAAGUGCAAAGGGAGAUAUUUAAGCGCCUAGGUGAUAUAGUUUACAGCAUUUGGGGUGGAGGUGAUCCGGUUGUUGCUUUAGAGGAACUCACUCGAGACUUUGUUGAUCAAACUGCCUUUAUGCAAUAUUUUACAUCUACUUGGGUGCCUAAAAUAGAAAUGUGGCUAACUACAAUGAAGACAUUUCCACUUGCAAGCCAGGAAUCAUCUGGUGCAAUAGAAGCAUAUCAUGUAAAACUGAAAGCAAAACUGUACGAUGAUUCACAUCUGGGUGCGUUACAGAGAGUUGAUUGGUUGGUCCACAAGUUGACAACUGAGCUGCAUUCAAGCUACUGGCUUGACCGAUAUGCCGAUGAGAGUGAUUCAUUCCAAAAUGUCAAGGAAGAAUAUAUUGCUUCUACGUCAUGGUAUCGAGCACUGCAAAUUCCUGAUGCAGCUGUAUCCUUCGAAAGUAGACAACAAUCACAACACCACUUUGCUAAGGUUUUAAGUCAAAAAGACAACAACGUUACACGCCUUGUUUGGAAUCCUGGAUCUGAAUUUGCUCAUUGUGAUUGUGAAUGGUCAAUGCAAGGAAACCUUUGCAAGCACGCCAUCAAGGUCAAUAUGAUAUGCGGAAGUAUUCAGGGCUUUCGACCUUCCAUGUCAUUUCAGUCAUUCCAAGAGAUUUUAAUGAAUCUAUUGAAAAAGCCAAUGGAUGACUCAGUAGCACUUGAUCUCUCAACAGCGUGGACACAGCAGAUGCUUGAUCAGAUUCAAAAGCUUGUUGAGUUGAAUAGUUCCAAUAACAUAGGCAACAUAGUUAACAAUAUGCCUUUGAGAUGGAUUUCUAGGAAACACAGAACAUCCCGUGGCAAACCAACAUCAGCACUUACUCUGCCCCCUAGUUCUCAGAAUGGUGCAAUAAAUUCUACUGCACGUAGCAAGAAUAGAAAGCGGAAAAGAUUGUCAAAGAUAGGCUGAAUGCUUAUUUUGUCCUUAGACAAUGUUGCCGGAGUGUUAUGCUUCAUCAGCCAUGCAGCUAGAUUCUGGGGGAGUUUAAUUGCUUUAGAUGCUCUGGCUCCAUGCAAGGUCAUUCCUUUAAUUUCAUAUUUAGUGCAAUCAACUAACAUUAAACCAUAACGAAGCAACGAUUUCACUUUGCAUGCUCCACGUCUGCUGAAUCUCUUAGGUAUUGGGCUUUUUAAAAAAAAUUACUGUGGGACUAUGUAUGAGAUUGGAUGUGCACUUGUCUGGUGUUUAGGCAUGCAUGUCUGGCAGAUGUACUGACAGUUUAUGGCUGACCUUUUUCAACAGAUGGUUUUAUAAGCUCCUUAUACAUCAGGAUCCUCUAAUUUGUUGAAAGGUCUGUAGCAAGAUCUAUGGUAAAGCAUACUGCUCCAAAUCUGUGCUGUCAAAGUGGCCAACAAUUGUUGUCUAGGCAGUCUAGCCCAUGUUCCUCCAGACUUACUCUGAUGAAAGCAGAGACGGAGCUUACCAAGAAAAAGGCUCUUCAUCUCAAUGGUCAGACAAGUCUGGCAACCAAGUGAUGGAUUUACAUCUGUACUAUUCGCUUCGAAGUGAAUGUGUCUAAGGUUGACGGAUGUUUCUUUCACUGGAGUGAGGUCCCUAUUUAAUGGAAGCUGUGAUGGCAAGAAGUGUGCAUUAAUGAACCAAACUUGAUUUGAGGGCAUCACCUCAAACAGAGUUUGAGAUUCUGAAAUCGGCACAUUUCACCGGGAGUUUAUGUACACACCACUGCUGAAACAAAGCUGUGAUUGCUGCCUGUUCAAACAGAAGGAAUCUCAAGCGAGAGAGCUCUCUGAAUUGUACGGAGUAGAAACAAUUGUCAUUGUAGUGAAUGCUUGAGAAAAUUGAUUAUGAAGGAAAGAUUGUUUUAGGCGAAACCUUUAGUGUGGCCAUCCCAACGUUGUAAAGACUAGAAAAUGGUUUGGAUUGCUCUAAAGUCCAAUUUGAGUAGGUGAUGGGAGGGAGGGAGUUGUGUACUUAAGGGGGUGUAUUCAAUCACGACUUUUAUGAACUUUUAAAUACUUUUAAACUGAUGGAUUUUAAUUGA
Messenger RNA from Ipomoea triloba (trilobed morning glory), 3403 nucleotides. RefSeq lists its product as uncharacterized. The transcript is spliced from 9 exons. Bases 139 to 2310 code for a protein of 723 amino acids. The record is from RefSeq and is a predicted model, not a curated record. Lineage: Eukaryota; Viridiplantae; Streptophyta; Magnoliopsida; Solanales; Convolvulaceae. Gene Ontology annotation, molecular function: zinc ion binding.